This is a messenger RNA of Anopheles moucheti, 588 nucleotides long. RefSeq names its product anti-sigma-I factor RsgI2-like. The transcript is spliced from 2 exons. Bases 1 to 588 code for a protein of 195 amino acids. NCBI's taxonomy places the organism in Eukaryota, Metazoa, Arthropoda, Insecta, Diptera, Culicidae. The record is from RefSeq and is a predicted model, not a curated record.
AUGAAUUUCCCUGUAGCCAUCGUAUGCUUCGCGGCGCUUAUUGGUGCGGUCGUCGGGGGCCCAAUAUCGAUGAGCAACAACAACGUUGGAGACAUUGUGAAGGUAAACGUUGAUGCCGACGUGGACAUCAAGAGCGAGAUCAAUGUGGACCUGGUGAAUGUGAUUGCGGAGCUGCUGCUCGAGCUGAGGGACGUUAACGUGAACACUUGUUCGCGAUCCUCCGAGGAAACCAGCGAAGAGACCAGUGAGGAGACCAGUGAGGAGACCAGCGAAGAGACCAGCGAGGAAACCAGCGAGGAAACCAGCGAGGAAACUAGCGAGGAGACCACCACUUUGCCACCGACUACUAUUAUUACUACCGAAUCACCCACAACAACACCGGUUAUUGGUCCAGGAACUCAAACCACGACCACGGCAAGCCCAGACGACCUUCCUGGACCUGUGCCCUACCAAAAGCUCGUACAAUCGCUUAUGCAAUCGAAACCCGAUGGUUAUGAUGCACCGGGAAUUACCAAAGAACAAAAGGAGCAGAUCUGGCGUCAACACGUGGAGCAACUUGUCCAAAAACAUGUGAACGAUCGUCAAUGA